GGUUUGCAGAAGACAGAGUUGGACUGUGUGAACGUCCAGUGUGAGAAUGAAGAUCACUGUGUGUUUCCUGCUGUUGCUGCUGGUCGUCUCCGUCUCCACGGGUCAGCCUAAGACGAAGACACUCCAACAGCCCUUUCCACAGGACGUCCGCACUGUGCUGAGAGAGAUGACCGCCUCACUGGCCGUACUGAAGGUGGAGGUGACGUCCUUACAGGAAGUGAAUCAAGCAUCUGCAGCGAAGCUGAAAGAGCUGGAGAAGCAGGAGGCUGUGGUGGCGCAGCAGGAGGCUGAGAUCAAAAUGCUGAAGAAAAAUCUGGAAGCCCAACAGGUGGCUUUCUCAGCCUCUCUGUUGGCUGAUGGCGCGCAAACUAUCGGACCCUUCAACAAACACACCACUCUGAUCUUCAAACACGUCCUGACAAACAUUGGAGGUGCCUACGAUCCAAACACAGGUGUGUUCACUGCACCGGUGAGAGGAGCGUACCACUUUGAGUGGCACAUAGGUGUGCAUGCAUCCAAUACAGCCGCUGUGUUGGUCAAGAACACAAACCACAUUUUUGCAGUAGCUGAGCACCAGGGAUCCGGUUACGGGAGUUCUUCUCAAUGCGCUAAUCUGCGUCUGGAGGCUGGAGAUGUCGUGUUUGUGCGUUUGUGGCACGGUGCAAAGGUAUUUGACAAUAUGAAUCGCCAUACCACCUUCAGUGGUCAUCUGCUUUUCACCAUGUGAGAGGGAAACACUCCCUCCUUUUCUUCACUAUAUGUUUUUUAUCUGAAUCUGCAUGAAAAUCAUAGAAAAAUAAUGGUUAUACUGUAUUUCUUUAUUUUCUUAUCAAAGUUUAAAGUGAUUACAUUUUCUGAUUGUCAUUUGAAUUAAAGGAUAAACACUUUAUUGCA
This is a messenger RNA of Seriola dumerili (greater amberjack), 894 nucleotides long. Its product is annotated as complement C1q-like protein 2. Lineage: Eukaryota; Metazoa; Chordata; Actinopteri; Carangiformes; Carangidae. The record is from RefSeq and is a predicted model, not a curated record. The coding region runs from base 47 to 727 and encodes 226 amino acids. Gene Ontology annotation, molecular function: protein binding. The transcript has 4 exons.